Phaeoacremonium minimum UCRPA7 is the source of this 405-nucleotide messenger RNA. RefSeq lists its product as hypothetical. The transcript has a single exon. Bases 1 to 405 code for a protein of 134 amino acids. Lineage: Eukaryota; Fungi; Ascomycota; Sordariomycetes; Togniniales; Togniniaceae. The record is from RefSeq and is a predicted model, not a curated record.
AUGUCUGCCGAGAAGAGACCCCAGAACUACGAGUCUGAUGCUGAGGACGUUUCGUCUGAGGAGCAGCAAUAUCAGGCUCCCCCUCCACAACAGCGCCGACGAGGCCAGCGCACACAGCAAAGGCAACAACCACAGCAGCAGCAGCAAGGCGGUGGGCUCCUAGGGGGUCAAGGAGGAGGCCCGCUUCAGCAGGUUGGCCUAGAUGGUGUCGGCCAGACAGCUGGUGGUCUAGUUAACGGUGCCACCGGUGCUCUUGGUGGCAUCGCUGGCAAUGCCGUCGGACAGCAAGGAGGAGACAGCGGCGGCAAGAGUGAUACUCUCCGUCUGCGUCUGGACCUGAACCUGGAUAUUGAAAUCACCUUGAAGGCGAAGAUUCAUGGUGACCUCGAGCUCGCCCUACUGUAA